AUGUACUGGGCCGAGACAUUUACAUCAUAUCAAGUGAUCAUUUACACGUAUAUCGGAUAUAACGUCUGGGAUAUACCUCCAGACUAUCCCGUUAUUCUCGGCGGCAAAUAUACCUACGCAACCGAGCUCAUCUACAAUCCUAUUUUGGCCCUCGUCAAGACCUCCAUCCUACUCUUCCUGCUACGUCUAACCGGCCAGAAAAGGUUGGUGCACCUAGCCAUCUGGGGGCUAUUAAUUGUUAAUGGCAUCGCCGCUGUUAUCACAUUUUUUACGACUGUCUUUCGAUGCGUGCCUGUAGCCGCUAAUUGGGAUUUGGACUCAUAUCCCAAUGCGAAGUGUCUUGACUUUGCAAACUUUGUUACCGGCACGGGGGCAGUCUCAGUUCUCACAGACGUCCUCGCUUUAAUUCUGCCCACCUGGAUCGUAUAUCGCCUACAGAUGCAAUGGACUCAAAAGUUGAUGCUGAUUGGUAUUUUGUCCUUGGGUCUUUUAACCGUGGUAGCAGGCAUUACUCGCCUCGUCCUCCUUGACAAAUUCGACCGUCAUAUGCCAAAGAAUCCCACGCACUCGCUGCUCUUCUGUGUGUCCACCAUUGAAGUUGGUCUGGCGUUUAUCGCUGCGUGCGCUCCCUCUUUCAAGCCACUCGUUACCCGGGUCGUGCCGAGGCUCUUCGGCUCGACCCGCACCGGCCCGCACACCGGCUCCGCCAGCCGUAGGUUGGGUUACAACCUGGAAGAAACGUCGAGCUUCACGCCUCGCACGCACGACCACACCGUCACUACUGUUGCAGUUGGAGAUGGCGAGAUUCUCCACGAUCCCACGAAAACGAAAGGCAAUAAUAUCAUCACCAUGACCACGCAAAUGGAGGUUACUUGGGGUCGGUCUAAUUGUGAGGAGAGGGAUACUAGUAGUACGGAGAGUCUUGUCCACGGGAAGGGAGGUAGUAGGCCCCCUCGGUGA
Molecule: messenger RNA, 960 nt
Organism: Penicillium verrucosum
Lineage: Eukaryota; Fungi; Ascomycota; Eurotiomycetes; Eurotiales; Aspergillaceae
Exons: 4
Coding region: 1-960 (319 amino acids)
Source: RefSeq, a predicted model, not a curated record